Volvox carteri f. nagariensis is the source of this 1746-nucleotide messenger RNA. RefSeq lists its product as uncharacterized. NCBI's taxonomy places the organism in Eukaryota, Viridiplantae, Chlorophyta, Chlorophyceae, Chlamydomonadales, Volvocaceae. The transcript has 7 exons. The record is from RefSeq and is a predicted model, not a curated record. The coding region runs from base 1 to 1746 and encodes 581 amino acids.
AUGGCAGAUCCUCGCUGGCCCAGGCCCAUCCUCCAUCGCAGCGGCGGCAGCAACAACAACAACAACUGCAACAUCAUCCUACAGACGGUUAGCCUUGACAAGGACGCAUACAGCGCCAUCGGCAUCUGCAGCGCAAGCUGCCUCCCCAACUCCCGCCUGCCACUCCCUCCCGCGGCAACACGGCAAUCCGCCGCCGCGUCUUUCCAAAUCGAUUCCCCUGACAACAAAGACGAAGGCCGUUCUGACAUCACUACGGCCUCAGAACAAGGCGCCGACGCCCGCAGGCUCGCCAGCAGGGGCUCUCCCUCCAGUCGCCAUCAUCGCCGGAGGUCCAAAGCCCGCACAUCCAAGAACGAGAAGGUAGCUGUUCAAGACGGAGCAAACAGCGUAGGUGCGAACCUCAACGGCGCGUCCGCUAGUGCUAAUGCUGGUAUUGAUACCGGUACUCGCACUGGCACUGCUGGUACUGUUGUCGCUGCUGCUGAUGAUGGUGAAGUAAGAGGGAUAGCUGACGGCGGACUCCGUGUGGCUCCGCUGGUUAAGGUGGUUGGAGAUACGCCCUCCGCAGCCGCCGCGUCGGCGCUGUCGCACGCCCUGGGAAUGGAGCAACGUGCGGUGGUGCGCUUCGACGGCGGCGCCGGAGCGCUCAAAGGGCUGCGAACCCUAACCUUGGCGAACAUGUUUAUGGGGGGCUACCAGAGGGGGCUUAGUUUUGUAGUCGACGUAAGGCAGGUGGAGUACGGCAAGCCAUCGCCGUUGGACGAGCGGCCUCAAUCGGGCGACGUGUCGUUCGUGUACCGGGUUAUGGCGCGCGCGAGAUCCCAGGGGACGUGUGAUAAGGAGCUGACGGCCGCCAUGCGUCGAACGCGUUUUCUACUGGAUCUGUCUAUCAAUGUACGACAAGCCUGGGACAUGAAGGGUGACGUGGAUGAGGAGCAGGCGUACGACUUGGCGGACACACUGUACGGCGCCCUGUUGGCACAGCAGGCGGAGGAGGAUUCGGAGCUGUUGCUGCGUCAGCAGCAGCAAGAGUUGGAGGAAGAUGACGAUGAAGAUGAAGGGACGGCGGCAGAACAAGCGCGGCUGGGCCACCAGGAUUACGCAUCUUCUCUACAUCUCGACCGCACGCUGUUCCCAGCGGACGAUGCGAUGGAAGAGCGAUUUAGCGGAAGAGGACGGCAUCAUCAUCAUCAUCAGCAGCAGCAGCAGCCGCCACUGCCACCCCCGUGGAUUAUCGUGACUGCGGAUCUGGGUCAGGGUCCAACUAUGUUGACGGCGCUGGGGUUGCUUCAGAAGCGUCUCCGGGAGGAGAGACAAAAGGCGGUGGCAGAGGCCACGCUGUACAGGGCUUCCGUCGCAGCGCCCAGGCUCAAUGGCAGGGACGGCUGGGUUUUCGUCAUCAAGCUGGGCUUUGAAACGCCGUACUUGCCGCCUUACUCACGUCCAGCCGCCGACGUGACAAGACAGAAAGCGACUGAGCGGAAAUUCUCUUCACCGCCACCUACCGCGUCAUCAUCAUCAUCAUCAUGGUCGCCAUCAAUAGCGUCGACGGCACCGCUAGUGCGGGAAAAGGAGGACCGGCAGGAAAAAGGGGAGUGGCGGCAGCGGCAGCGGCAGCGGCGAGAACCGUCGGGGCGGGCUGGCGGGCAAGGUACGACAGCUACUGCUGCCGCCGCUACAGCUAAUGCCAAGUCGGCUAUUGCCAAGGAUGCCGGCGUUUCCGUGACCGCGACGGGGGGCAGCUAG